Lytechinus variegatus (green sea urchin) is the source of this 3470-nucleotide messenger RNA. Its product is annotated as major facilitator superfamily domain-containing protein 6-like. Lineage: Eukaryota; Metazoa; Echinodermata; Echinoidea; Temnopleuroida; Toxopneustidae. Bases 889 to 2709 code for a protein of 606 amino acids. Gene Ontology annotation, cellular component: membrane. The transcript is spliced from 8 exons. Gene Ontology annotation, molecular function: transmembrane transporter activity. The record is from RefSeq and is a predicted model, not a curated record.
UGGGAUCGUUGGUAGUUGGAUUAAAUGGGGGUAAAUAAAACAGUAUAAAGAUACAAAAGGCGCUUUGCAAAGCUGAAUGGAGCACUGAACAAUGAUAAGUAUGAGACAUGGUUCGAAACUUUAAACAAAACUCAAAAGGUAAUCGAAAAGUCCCAGUCGACCUCGGCAACAGGAUGAUCGGAAUGAAAAGAGAAACAACUAUUGCCCCUCUCUGGUGGAUAAUCUUCCUAUCCCUAUGCCAUUAUGAUCUCAGGUGUCGACCAUCAUAGAAAACGUAUCAAACCUUUAUAAUAAUAUUCGGUUUACUGAUGAUACUCUUUCCGCUCAGAGGUUUUUAAAGACACCCUUUAUCGCGCCAAAUAGUCGGUUUAUCAUACAGGCCCUAGCUACUUCAACACAAUUGCCUAGGUCAUAUUUGUGACCAUUAGUUUCCUCCUUUACCAUAAUUAUGCAACUGUAUUUCGUAAUAAAUCUGAUAUGCUGUCCCCGUAUGCUGCAUAGGAAAAACAACAUUGUGUGAGUAAUGAUAAUUCGUGUAUAGCCAUAAUCCGCAUGCAUGACAUGAUCAAUAAUACAUUCAAUGGUACCGUUUGAGGUCAGAACCUUUAUUGUUAUGAUCUGUAUGGAUGAGGAAAUCAAUGAAUGGCUUCAACAAAAUUAAGAAUGCAUUGGCGUUCCGUUGACUGGAGUAUUAUGAGGCGCCAUGCAUAUUUGACGAAAAGAUUCAGAGGGAAACUAGUUCUGACGUAUUUUACAAAGCCUGGGGAAAAUAAGAUCAUCGAUUUGACUGCGCUCCACCAAGAUCUUUAGAUCUUGCAUUAAGGUACGAUAAUACGCCAGUGGCGGACUGUACCAGCCUGGAAGAAGAAGAAAGGAAUCAGUUUCAAGAUGGCGUGUAACAUCAAUAAAGACUUCCUGCACAUCAAGCUGAUUUACUUCACGUAUCUGGGAGCCUUCGCCUGUAUGCUCCCGUACAUCUCUGUGUAUCUCAUCCACAUUGGUCUUUCCGUUUGGCAAGUGGGAAUCAUUCGUUCCUUGGAACCUGUUCUAACCUUCUUCUUUAGUCCACUUUGGGGAGGAGUAGCAGAUAGAUACAGCAAACAUAGACUAGCCACAAGUAUAGCCAUAAUCGGGGCUGCUGUAGCAUACUUCAUUUUCAUUUUUGUACCUCUGAUGACCGGGGUUUCCCCGGACUCCUUACUACAGGACGCGGCUGAGAACUGCUCUGCUGAUACAACAGAGUGGAACAUCUCCGAUGGCCAUGAUGGCAUGUGCGAUGAUGCUGUCAUUGUAGACGGACAAGGGGUGGGAUAUGAUGAAAGUAAGAUUGAUGUACUGAUGGGUUGUACAGAAAUGUGUGCAGGUAUGCCAUCCAGUAACCAUGGAAACCACGCAGGUAUGGUUGGUUAUUGUUUGAGACGUGAUGACGGAUGGGACUGUAGCCCGUGUCCUGAAACUGAGAAUCGCCACACUGAGGACAUCGCAGAAGACAGUAUGACCUUGUACGGAAUAUCAUGCGCAUCAUCACAAAUGGUCGACUUGGUUACUACAGGAUCAGGAAACAAGACUGUACUCCUUCCUUCUUCUGUUCGACAUACUGAAAACAAUGUUAGUAUGUGCCAGCGAUCUGCCUGUUGCCAAUGUGAGACAAAGAGAAUUCCAACACCUCGUCAGGGGGUGACCUUUGCUAUAUGCACUGUCUUUGCAAUUUUGGGAGUGGUAUUCAACUGCAACAUCCUUAUGUUCUUUGAUUCUCUCACCAUGGAACUCAUCAAGGGAAAGAAAGCAGACUACGGCAAGAACCGAGUAUGGGGAGCGAUAAGCUGGGGGCUCUUUGCCUUGUUGAGCGGGGCAGCCAUCGAUUUGUACACAGACCUGGUCAAGACGAAGACGGAUCGUUUGGAGCCAGCAUUUAUUAUGUAUCUCUUCGGAAUGUUAGCCUGUCUCGCCAUAUUUCUUCAUAUGAAGCUUCCAAAUCACAAAAAACCCGAGGCUAUGAAGAAAAAUUUGAAGACAGUAUUGUGCGACGGGGAGGUGAUCCUGUUCCUCAUCGUGGUCGUUGUGACCGGUAUCUCCUUCAUUUUAAGCUUCACUUAUGUGGUCAUCUUCAUGAAAGAACUGGGCAGUCCCUACUUGCUUCUUGGUCUGGCUGUCACCUUGACCGCCAUCGCUGAAAUCCCUUUCAUGUAUUUCUCAGGAGCUAUAAUCAAGCGUGUUGGUUACGCAGGUGUGAUGUAUAUGACUUUAAUAGCAUAUGCUAUCAGAUACUUUGGUUACUCAUUUGUUUACAACCCUUGGUUUAUCCUUCCCGUUCAACUUCUUCAUGGUAUAACUUAUGGUCUCUCGUGGCCCAUGUUUACAGCAUUCGCCAAUAAAACAGCACCUAAAGGGAUGGCCAGCACCCUUCAAUCAAUAGUUGCCUGUUGCUUCAUGGGUUUUGGUGCUGGAGUUGGUAAUGCUGUGGGUGGUAUCAUCUAUGAAAACUAUGGUGCGAGACUACUGUUCAGGUGUACUGGGUCUCUCUGUCUUCUGACACUUGUCAUCUUUUUCUUCAUCACCGUUUUUGUCCUGAGACGAAAAAAGAAAGAAGAGGAGGCAAACGUGGACGAAGAACCGGAGAAAUGCAAAAUGAAGGGGUUUCAUGCGAAAAAAAUACACGGUUUACAAGAUGACAAGACGGAAGGCUUACAAGAGGAUAAGACGGGGUGACUUACAAGAAGAUAAGACGAAAGACUUACAAGAGGAAAAGACGAGAGGCUUACAAGAUGUCAAGACGGAAGACUUACAAGAGGAUAAGACGGGGAGACUUACAAGAGGACAAGACGGAACGCUUACAAAACGGCAAGACGGAAGACUUACAAGAUUACAAGAAGACUUACAAGAGGACAGGACGGAAGACUUACAAGAGGUCAAGAUGAAAAUAGUAUACAAGACAGAAUUAGACUUACGAGGGUGACGAUUACUUCAGGGGCAAGAUGAAGAAAAAUUACAAAAGUUUACAGUAGGAGAUAAGAGAGACUAAUGAGAGGGUAUGAUACUGGUAGUGGAACAUUCUGAUCAGACAAGAGGCCCUGUGGUCGAACAGUAAUUUUGCUAUUCUCAACUUUUGUCUUAUCUGAAUGUACUGGCGCCACUGGGUCGAGAUAAAAGCCUUCAAGAGCAAGCAUUGCAAAAGUACACGACGAAUUACUUAUUAAAAAGGUAAAAAAAAAAAACAAGACAAGACCUUUAUAAGGAGAGGAGACGAGGCAAAAUGAGAUGCUGGCGAAAUGUAGUUUUUAGAGGGAUUGAUUAGAACUGAGAGAAAGAACGACAAAAAGGGUACACGGUAGAGCAGAAAAUUGACAAGAAGAAUGAAGAUAAUGUUUUGCAAGUCGAGGACUUACGACACUCGAGGCGAAAGAGAUGAAAUGUUUAAAAGUAUGAAACAGUCUGCCUACAUUGUCAUUAUUAAAGUAGUUUAUUUAUCG